AUGAUCAGAGAAUCCUGCCUGCACUUCGUCAUCCUCACCGUCCUUUCUCAGAUCGAAUUUCGCAACGCAUUCUCCGAUCUUGAUGUCCUGUUAAAGCUCAAGGUAUCUCUAAUCGGGCCGUCGGGCUCGGGCCUCCACGACUGGGCUCCGCCGCCGCCGUCGUCUUCUCCGGCACACUGCACUUUUUCCGGCGUCGGUUGUAAUGCUGACGCACGCGUGACGUCACUGAACAUCACUAAUGUUCGACUCUUCGGCACUAUUCCGCCGGAGAUUGGGCUUCUGAACAAGCUCGUGAAUCUCACGCUCGCCGGCGCUAAUCUCACCGGACCUCUGCCGGAGGAGAUUUUUAGCCUAACCUCGUUGAAGUACGUCGAUCUCAGUUGGAAUAUGCUCAACGGCACUUUCCCGAACGACGUCGUUUCGAACCUAACCGAGCUGGAAGUUCUCGACGUGUACAACAACAAUUUCGACGGGAGACUUCCGGCGAGGUUCGUGAAACUGAAGAAGCUCCGGAUUCUUAACCUCGCCGGAAAUUAUUUCUCCGGCGAAAUCCCCGGUAUUUACUCCGAGUUCAAGAGCUUAACACAUUUGGCUUUACAGGGGAACAGCCUGACAGGGAAUAUUCCGGCGGGCCUGGCCAUGAUUCCGAAUCUUCAAGAGCUCUGUCUAGGGUAUUACAACGCAUUUUCCGGCGGGAUUCCGCCGGAAUUCGGGUCGAUCGCCACGCUUCAGUUACUCGACCUGGCAAUGUGCAAUCUGACAGGCGAAAUUCCGGCGAGCCUCGGCAAUCUGAGGCACCUGCACAGCUUGUUUCUCCAGGUGAACAAUCUGACAGGGCAAAUUCCGGCGGAGCUGUCGGGUUUGCAGAGCUUGAUGUCGCUGGAUCUCUCCUUCAACAAGCUCACCGGAGUUAUCCCUGGAAACUUUUCCGACCUGAAGAACCUGACGCUGAUCAAUUUAUUCCAGAACAGAUUCCAGGGUCCCCUCCCGGGCUUCAUCGGGGAUCUUCCCAAUCUAGAAGUUCUACAGAUAUGGAACAACAAUUUCACCCUGGAAUUGCCGGAGAAUCUCGGCCGGAACAGCCGCCUGAAGCAGCUCGACGCCGCCAGAAACCAUCUGACCGGAACAAUCCCGAGGGAUUUAUGCAAAGGAGGGAGAUUGAAGACGUUGAUCUUGAUGAACAAUUACUUCUACGGCGCGAUCCCUGAGGAGCUCGGGAGGUGCAAAUCCUUGACCCGUAUCCGAAUCAAGAACAACUUCCUCAACGGAUCGAUUCCAGCCGGAUUCUUCGCGCUGCCAUUGCUGGACAUGUUCGAGCUGAACGACAAUUACUUAACGGGUCAUCUGCCGGAGGCAAUAUCAGCCAGAAAGCUCAGUAGUCUUGCCCUGUCCAACAAUCGGAUCGCUGGAAAGAUUCCUCCGUCAAUCGGGGAUCUCCGUAGACUCGAAACCCUUUCUCUCGACGCAAACAAGCUGUCCGGGGAGAUUCCUGGCCGGGUUUUCGGUAUCGAGAAACUUGCGAUGCUAAACUUGAGCGGCAACUUCUUGAGAGGUGAAAUUCCUGCCUCCAUUGCUCAAGGAUCUCACUUGACAAUAGUCGAUCUAAGCCGGAACGAUCUUCGCGGUUCGAUACCAUCGAACAUUUCCCGAUUACAGAACUUGAAUGUCCUCAACCUGUCCGAAAACCAACUCGACGGCGUAAUUCCAGGCGAAAUCGGCCUGAUGAAAAGCCUGACGGUGUUGGACCUUUCUUACAACGACUUCUCAGGAACUCGGCCGAUGACGGGGCUGUUGAAAGACUUGGACGACCGAUUCUUUACAGGGAAUACGAAACUCUGUUUCCCUCGUAACUCAUCUUGCCCGUCGGGUUCGGAUUCAUCACAUGGAUAUCCUAAAAGCCGUACGUCGAAGAUGGUGAUCGUCGCAGUCUCGGCUGCCAUUGCCUUCUUGACUGCACUCGGAUUAACAAUUAUCUUCCGGAAAAGAAGGCUUAAAAAGUCGAGAGCCUGGAAACUUACCGCGUUCCAGAAGGUUGGCUUCAGCGCUGAGGACGUGAUCGAAUGCCUGAAAGAAGAUAACAUAAUCGGGAAAGGAGGAUCUGGGAUCGUUUACAAAGGGUGUGUACCUAAUGGAGACGAGAUCGCGAUAAAAAGAGUGAUGAGCAGCCGCAGCAAUCAUGGCUUCACGGCGGAGAUUCAGACACUCGGAAAAAUCAGGCACCGGAACAUCGUGAGACUCCUAGGACACGUGUCGAACAAGAAUACGAACCUGCUGCUGUACGAAUAUAUGUCGAAUGGAAGCUUGGGGGAGAUGCUGAGCAGCGCCAAAGGAACAAAGUUGCAGUGGGAAUCACGGUACAGAAUCGCGGUGGAUGCCGCCAAAGGAUUGAGUUAUCUCCACCACGACUGCUCGCCUUCGAUUAUUCACCGGGACGUGAAACCGAACAACAUUCUGCUCGAUUCAAAUUGCGAGGCUCAUGUUGCUGAUUUCGGGCUCGCCAAGUUCUGGCGUGACGAGUGCAUGUCCACAAUCGCCGGCUCCUACGGAUACAUUGCGCCAGAGUAUGCGUACACGCUGAACGUCGAUCAGAAGAGCGACGUGUACAGCUUCGGCGUGGUGUUGCUGGAACUGAUCACGGGGCGAAAGCCGGUGGGGGAGUUUGGGGAGGGGGUGGAUAUAGUCAGGUGGGCGCGGAAGAUUACGUCGGAGGAGGUGGCGGAGCUACGGCUGACAGACGAUGCUGCAGUGGCUAAGGCUGUGGUGGAUGCAAGGCUGACCGGAUACCCUGCGACGAGCGUUGCGAACAUGCUCAGGAUUGCGAUGAUGUGUGUUGAGGAUGAGAGCUCCGCACGCCCGAGUAUGAAGGAAGUCGUCCAGAUGCUCACCAAUCCCUCGACCUUCAAGGCCUGAUCAAACCAAAAUUCGAUGCUGCUUUCUUGAAAUCGAAGAUACAAAAGUCAGUUCUCGAAGAUUAUAAGUAUGUAAAUCGAACACCAUGGAUGACUUACAAGCUAUAGUGUGGCAGUAAUUCGUUAAACAAUACCUGCAAACAUUGUUCUUGGAACAAAAACAGCACAGUUCAUGAUCAUGA
This is a messenger RNA of Andrographis paniculata, 3091 nucleotides long. Its product is annotated as receptor protein kinase CLAVATA1-like. Lineage: Eukaryota; Viridiplantae; Streptophyta; Magnoliopsida; Lamiales; Acanthaceae. Bases 1 to 2910 code for a protein of 969 amino acids. The record is from RefSeq and is a predicted model, not a curated record. The transcript is spliced from 2 exons. Gene Ontology annotation, molecular function: ATP binding; protein binding; protein kinase activity. Gene Ontology annotation, biological process: protein phosphorylation.